This is a messenger RNA of Erpetoichthys calabaricus (reedfish), 1899 nucleotides long. RefSeq names its product cytochrome P450 2J4-like. The record is from RefSeq and is a predicted model, not a curated record. Gene Ontology annotation, biological process: xenobiotic metabolic process. Lineage: Eukaryota; Metazoa; Chordata; Cladistia; Polypteriformes; Polypteridae. Gene Ontology annotation, molecular function: heme binding; oxidoreductase activity, acting on paired donors, with incorporation or reduction of molecular oxygen, reduced flavin or flavoprotein as one donor, and incorporation of one atom of oxygen; iron ion binding. The transcript is spliced from 9 exons. Gene Ontology annotation, cellular component: cytoplasm; intracellular membrane-bounded organelle. Bases 72 to 1577 code for a protein of 501 amino acids.
UGCUGCACAAAGUCCGUCCUCUUCAAGUUAAAGGCAGCCUGACAACCGAGCGGAGCGCAUUUCAGUCCGCAAUGUCGGUCUUGUGGCUGUGGGAGCAGUUGGACACCCGAAGCGCCAUCAUUUUCAUCGUGGUGCUGUUGCUUGUGUCGGAUUAUCUGAAGCACAGAAAUGGCAAAAACUUCCCACCGGGUCCUUUUUGGGUGCCGUUUGUGGGCGACUUGUUCAGUAUGACUUCAGAUCAGCCGCACCUCUACAUGGCAAAGCUUACAGAAAAGUAUGGAGAUAUCUACAGUCUGAGACUUGGAGGAAGUAAAUCUGUGAUCGUCAAUGGGUACAAGUUGGCCAAGGAGGCUCUGCUGACGCAAGGAUAUGCCUUGACUGGCCGGCCACAACUUGCUAUUUAUGACAGGAUCUACUACAAAAAAACUGGCGUGGCAUUAAGUAACGGGUACACCUGGAAAGAGCACAAGAGGUUCGCUUUGACCACACUGAGAAACUUUGGAGUUGGAAAGAAGAGCUUAGAGUCCAUCAUCAUGGAGGAGGCCAAGUUCUUUGUGGAAGCCUUUGAGGAGGAGAGAGGCCAGCCAUUUAAUCCUCAUUUUACGAUUAACAAUGCUGUCUCCAACAUCGUCUGCUCGAUCAUUCUCGGUCGCCGAUUUGAGUACAGCGACAGCCAAUACCGAGAGCUGCAACAUCUGAUGAACAGGGGCAUUUAUUUGGAAGGAAGCUGGUGGGCUUGGUGUUACAAUGCAUUUCCUGGGCUCAUGAAGUACUUACCAGGGGGUCACAACGAGCUUUUCUCAAGCUAUGGGAAAAUUCAGGAUUUUCUGAGAGAAGACAUUAGAAACCAUAAGAAGGACUUGGACCCAAUGUCCCCGCGUGAUUACAUUGACACCUACCUCGUGGAAAUUGAGAAGCGCAAAAACGACAUUGAUGCCGGAUUCACCGAAGAGGCUCUGUGCUCAAACACCUUAGACUUGUUUGUGGCUGGAAGCGAAACGACUGCCACGACCCUCCGCUGGGCUCUGCUCUUCAUGGCUCAAAACCCACAAAUACAGGAGAAGGUCCAAGCUGAGAUCGACAGUGUAUUGGGCCAAACUCGUCUGCCGUCGAUGGAGGACAAAAUCAACCUGCCGUACACCGAGGCAGUCGUCCAUGAGGUCCAGAGGAAAGCCGACAUUGUUCCCGUCAACCUUGUCAAGAUGACCACGGAGGAUAUGACAGUUGGAGGCUACUUAAUUCCAAAGGAUACAGCCGUACUCAUUAAUUUGAGCUCAGUCCUCAAUGACAAGAAUGAGUGGGAGACCCCCGACAUGUUUAAUCCUGGACAUUUUCUCACCCCGGAUGGGAAGUUCCGGCGAAGGGAAGCCUUUAUGCCUUUCUCUGCUGGAAAGCGGCCCUGCUUGGGAGAACCACUGGCAAGAAUUGAGCUCUUCCUGUUCUUCACGUGCCUCUUGAAAAAGUUCACCUUCCGUACCCCUGAAGGGACAAGCCUGACGUUGGGUGCCAUCACUGGCUUCACGCGCGCCCCUGUGCCACACAAAAUCUGUGCCGUCCCUCGUGGUCAGACUGCUUGAUGUUGGCUUUCUCUUGUUGCUUUUCUGCACCUUAUGAAACUUUUCACCUCAAGUGUGCUUCUCUUCAUUUUUAAAUAUUCUUAUAUAUACAAUUUGGAUCAAAGUUCAUGCAUGUUAAUUUUAUAUUAACCCCUUAUGUACUAUUGCUCCUAAAUUAUUUACCCAAAAAUAAACAGCUUUUACUCUUUUAUUGUAAUAAAGGAGCUGCAAAUGGCUGAAGAGCAGUGAGAACAACACUUCAGAUUGUUGAAAGAAACUAUGUAUAUGAUUACAAACAUUUGUUUUCACCAAUAUCAACUAAAUAAAACACAAAUAAAUUUGG